GACAAACCUGAGACGAGCCGGCGGUGUGACUUCACCGCGAUCAGUCUGCUUUGGGCUGAUACCGUCCUCUGUCCGCCACACCGAGCUGAACCCGGAGCCGCUCCCCGGAGGAAGGAUGUAUUGAUCCGUCCGGCUGCAGAGAGCUUCUCCAGCUGAUCCCUCCAUGCGUCAGCUCUGGGAAUGGAUCAGGAAUCCGCUGCGGCCAGUUUGAUCUCUCUGACUGAACAUGAGCAGAGGUUUUUCUCAGGUCUCCUCGCUCUGUGCCAGGCUGACGCUCCGGGAAAACUGUCGCCCAGCAAAGUGGCGGAGCUGUUCAAGGCGUCUCAGCUGCCUGCAGAAUCCCUGCAUAAAGUGACCGAGGUGUGUGGAGCGAAGCACCUGGGUUACUUUGGUACAACCCAGUUCUACAUUGCUCUGAAGCUGCUAGCAGCUGCCCAGUCUGGUCUGCCCAUCCGCCUGGAGAGUGUAACCGGCAAUCUACCUCUGCCCCGAUUCGCUGGGCUUAAGAAUGAUCCGGAGAUGCGAUACACAGCUAUUGCCCCCGGCUCUGACCCUCAAGGGGCCACAGCUGGUUCCGUCACCUGGAACCCUGCAGACAGGAGCACUUUCAGACACCUGGAGGCCAACGCUGAGGGGAAAGGAAGACCUGAGCCGUGGUCUCCUCCUCGGUCUCCAUCCAGCUCACCGCCUCGCUCUCCUCUGACUUAUCGCGGCUACUCGUAUGCAAAGCAGAGAAACGGUAUGGACACGCAGAUCACCUAUGAGAAGCACUCCUCUGGAUCCAUGGUUCAGCCGGAGCAGCACUCCUCACCCAGCCAUUACGUGAACAAACCCACUGUGGAGCAUCCAGCCAUGGCUCAGGCUUCCUCUAUAGAGAGACUCAAUCAGCAGUCUGCAGUGACCUAUACAGAUGAUGACCCCUGGAGGAUCACAGUGGAACAGCUGGAGUAUUACACCAACCAGUUUAAAACCCUCCAGCCUGACCUAGGGGCUCUAAUCCUGGGAGCUGUAGCAAAGAACUUCUUCACUAAAUCCAAGCUGCCCAUACCAGAGCUCUCCCACAUUUGGGAGCUGAGUGAUGUGGACCGGGACGGAGCGCUGACCUUCUCCGAGUUUUGCAUAGCCUUUCACCUGAUUGUGGCUCGGAAGAACGGAUACCCCCUCCCAGAGAGCCUUCCUCCGACGCUGCAGCCAGGGUUCGCGCAGCGUGGUGAGGAGCAUGUGUCUCAGAGACUGGAGCCUUUAAUUUUCUUUGAGGACGCAAAAUCGAGGCCCUGUCAGGUGGACCCAAGCAGCUCUGGGAGGCUGGAGCCAAGCUUGGCUGCAAGGAAGCAAGAUUUACCAGAGGAAUCCCUCCAACAAGAUACGAGUGGGAAACGUUUGGUCUCAUCUCGACAGAAACCCAAUCUCCAGCUGGGAGCUUUUCCUGACAGAGCAGAGCCACAUCAGGAUUUAGACCCGCAGAUGAGGACAAAAACAAGACAAAGGUCAUACUCCAGCACUUCCAUUGACGAUGCUGUAAAGAAGGCGGAGGAACCGCCCACCCCCCCGCCUCGCCCUCAGAAAACCCACUCCAGGGCCUCCUCCCUGGACCUCAACAGGCUCUUCCAGCAAGGCGCUCCAGCGGUGAAAAGUGGAUGGUUGCUUCCUCCUCCUGCUCUCCCUCCCAGACCCUUAACCUCACAGGUUCCUCAUUUUGUCAACGUUUCGGAGCAAACUUCCCAGAGUAAAGUGCAGCAGCCAAACUUUGCUGACUUCAGUCACUUCAGAGAAGAGGAGGAGAGCAACGUUAAACUGGAAGAGCAGGGUCCCAGCUCCAGGUUUGGGCUGAGUUCUGAAGACCUGACAAGUUCUUCCAAACAGGACGCCUCUGGCACUCCUCAAAGUCAAGCGCCGCAGAAGCCAAUUCGAAGGAAAUACCACCCAGAGAGCCAGAACCUGGAGACUGGAACGACUCCUCCUGCCAUGCCGUUUCCUCCGCCUGCCAAACCCAACCAAAAGCUGCUGUCCCGACAGAAGAAAGAAAUCCAGAUGGCGAUCCGUAAGAAUCGGGAAACCAACGCGGUUUUAAGGCGCCUCAACAGCGAGCUCCAGCAGCAGCUCAAGGUAGUUCACCAGGAGAGAGUCACCUUGGAGUCCCAGCUGGAUCUCCUGCGUCCUCUGGCCUCGACAUGACCUGAUGUCCGGUUCGGGUCCUGGUCGCACUCAAACGCAUCAGCUUGGAUCCUGUUAGGGCCAAAAAAAUGGAAAGUGAAGGUUCUUCUUAUUUAAAUCUUAAAGGGCUCAGACGUUUUAGAAGCAAAAAUGAAUCAUUGACUUGAUUAAAAGGGAUCAUUCUUUAAUCAGGGACCUCUGUCCCAUCACCGUAUGUUAGCUCUAAUGAUGUUUGUGUUUGUUUUAAUUGUUAGCACAUGUAAAAUACCACGAUUCUGACUUAUGUUCUCCUCUCUGAUAUGCUGUUAGUUUCUACAUGUGAAGGUUUACAGCGCAUGUAGUAGUUUGCACACAUUCCAAGGAGUCUGAAUGUCCAUUUCCUCUGAUUUCUAAAUUUUUGGGGUGUAGCAUAAGUCCCCUCAUACAUGACCUAAAGCAGAUAAAGGUGCUACAGAUUCUUUUUCCUUUAAAAAAAAGUUAUGAACGCACACUAGUAACAGUGUUAGGCAAAAACCUUGAGUAUGGAGGAUAAAAGUACAGAACGACACGGCUAAGAAUGUUACCUCUAAUGAUUUGUAUAAGAUGUGCACAUUUCGCUAGAGAAGUUGCUGUCUUUCUGUUUUUUUUUUUACUCAGACUCUGGUGCCAGUUUUACUGUUACACUAGUUUAAAGAAUUUUUUUUUUUUUAAACAAUGUGACAGUAUUCCGUAUUUGUUUCGAAGCAUUUGAACCCACGUCUUAAAAAAAAAAAA
This is a messenger RNA of Cyprinodon variegatus (sheepshead minnow), 2907 nucleotides long. RefSeq names its product RALBP1 associated Eps domain containing 2 (gene reps2). Gene Ontology annotation, molecular function: protein binding; calcium ion binding. The record is from RefSeq and is a predicted model, not a curated record. Lineage: Eukaryota; Metazoa; Chordata; Actinopteri; Cyprinodontiformes; Cyprinodontidae. Bases 181 to 2175 code for a protein of 664 amino acids. The transcript has 19 exons. Gene Ontology annotation, biological process: endosomal transport; endocytosis. Gene Ontology annotation, cellular component: plasma membrane; cytoplasm.